AUGGUAUCGAGGACACAAGGGCCAUCCUUUUUUGGACUGCCCCCUCCAGCACUGAAGCCUAGAGAACCUACAAUUGCUACGGCGCAACCGUCUGAUGGGCAGCAUGGCACGGCGAUUCUUCUGAGGCGGCGAGAAAAGACACAUUCAGUCAAUUCCAGUCCCUUCGAUGACUCAACAGACGGCUCUGGUAAUGUCUUCGACAACUCAUCAGACACCACUUGUGGCUCUUCCGACGACUCCUCAGAAGGCCUUUGGGAUGACUUCGACGACUCUCCAGCAGCCGCUUCUAGUGACCCCAGCAACUCAAUAGAGCCGUCUGCAGUCCCUCCUAGCGACUUCCACAACACAAUCGCGCAAGAAGAUGAGAAUACGUGGGCCGAAUGGCACGACCAGCAUCUCCCACAAGCUUUCUCCGGCCUCAUUCCGCCACGAAAAAGCGAUAUUCAGGUCCGCGGAGUUCUUCUGCAAGCACCACUGCACGACCGGGAUCUCAACCAUACCUUCGAAAGACGUCAGUAUGCGUGGGUUCAGCUAAAUGAAGACUCAGGAGAACAGGUCGUUUACAUCCACGAUAUCUUCCAGCAUGAGAACCAAUCCGAAGUCAACCAUUAUUUGCUCGCCACGCUAUAUUCAUCCUUCAGCUCGAUCUUUCCGUUUGGCAACGUCCCGACUAAUGGACGUGCAGCAGAGCGUGAAAACGAACUGAUUCUGCACUUCGGUGAUUUCGCAAAGAUGAGGACGCCUGAAGAUGCGACUCUAAUCUUGCUUGCCGAAAUCUCUGCAGCACGAUAUCUUGACGCCAGUACGACCACAGUCUCUCACGUGUUCCAACACCUUCCAGGCGACCAUGAGGAUCUCUUUUGCCGUUUUGCCAUCCGCGACUCCGCAGCUGAAAGUACCGCAUCCCUUACACCUCUGGCUGCGCAUCUGGUAGAAACUCGAGAGGAGCUAUGGAGCAGGCCCAAGCCUUGCAGCCUGGGCACGCCUCUGGUAUUCGACCUGAGCCCAGAGGUACUGGGGGUUUCCGAAGGGUUUUCUCAGGCUGGCUUCACCAUUCAAGCAGCGUUUGGCAUUGACGAAACCCAGCCCAGCACGUGGAAGGUCCGACACAACUCCGCUCAAACAUUUGAUGGAGCCAUCCUAGGUACUUUCGAUGACCUCAACACAAGGAAGCUUUUGCCUAUACAACUACCAGAUCCGGUGCCCCCUCGGAUUGUACUUUUUGCUGGUAGACACACAAAUUUCAGGAUCAACGAGCUGAACGAGCAGAUGCCGUCGUUGGAUCAAUUCCUGCGCGACCUCCAAGUCGUCGACAAAGCCGCUGCAGAAGAAGGUCCCAAUUUUCUCGUCAUGUUCAUGUCUCCCGCCCUCCUCCAUCCGUCUGCGAGCUCGAGGUUUUCCGAAACCGUUCUCGGACUUCUGAAGAUGAGGUACUCCGUGCACAUGAAGAUUGUUCAGGUGCAACAAUACGGCUUGCCGCAACAACGAAGCAUAUUGAUUAUUGUGGCAUCGUCCAUUUGUGCGCCGCUACCUUGGAAGGAUGAGAGAUACACUGUGCAGCCCAGAAAUGCCGUUGGCCUUGGCGAAUUACUCGCAGACUUGAAUUUCGAGAACAGUCGAAUGGCCGACAAGGAGUGCUCCGGAUUUGUGUGCUCGCCUCCCCAGGAUCAUGACAGGGCAAGAAAUUCUAGCCUCGUUCACGUCUACAAUCAUUACACCGGAAUCAGCGUUGCUGAUGGCCUUGGGCGAAUCGAUAUGGAGGCAAGCACUACCUUGAGACUGGCUGAAGGACCGAAACCGUGGAAGCACCCAGAUAGGCCUGACAGACUCACCGUUCGCGAACUCGCUCGCGUGCAGGGCAUUCCUGACGACUUCAAAUUCUGGGGCACGAUAGAAUCAGAAUACGAGGCUGUAUGCAAGGCGAUACCUCCUGUCAUCGCGAGGAUGGUGGCAGACACCAUCCGCCAGGCCAUCCGGAAUACCUUGACAGUCACGGUAGACCCCCGUAGAAGGAACAAGAGAGCGAGAGUGGCUGUUGCCGAAGAACAUUGCUGA
Messenger RNA from Cladophialophora yegresii CBS 114405, 2055 nucleotides. RefSeq lists its product as uncharacterized. Gene Ontology annotation, cellular component: nucleus. Bases 1 to 2055 code for a protein of 684 amino acids. NCBI's taxonomy places the organism in Eukaryota, Fungi, Ascomycota, Eurotiomycetes, Chaetothyriales, Herpotrichiellaceae. The record is from RefSeq and is a predicted model, not a curated record. Gene Ontology annotation, molecular function: methyltransferase activity. The transcript has 5 exons.